Molecule: messenger RNA, 2394 nt
Organism: Lachnellula hyalina
Lineage: Eukaryota; Fungi; Ascomycota; Leotiomycetes; Helotiales; Lachnaceae
Exons: 1
Coding region: 1-2394 (797 amino acids)
Source: RefSeq, a predicted model, not a curated record
AUGUCUUCCUCCUUAGUGAGUGCACAGCUUUCGAGGAACAGCAGCCCUGACUUUCCAGACACCGAGGAAAGGCAGCAUAGGAAGAAGCGUCAAAAGACUAGUGUAUUAUCACAUCUAUGUGCUCGUUGUCAACAGCUCGACCUCGAUCGCAGUUUUGAGAAAGCUUCUAAAUUUUACCAAAUGGUGAGAGAUGGAUUCGUGGCUUACCCGAACGAUCUACGCGAGGCCUCGGAUGGAAGACAUUUCUACAACGACGCUAUUCUAGUGCAUUACUUCCAGGAUCAAUUGUCAAGACCUUCCAACUGCCCGCUGUGUGAUUUCUUCCGAUCACUAAGGGUCCAGCCUGAUGCUCAUGUGCAAUACAAACUUCUUGCAUUUCGCAGCAGCGAGAGCUGGAUGUUCAGGCGUAAUGUGUUAACAGACAGUCAAACAUGGAAUGAGAUCAAGGACACGGUCUUCAUGGCCGUAGUCCCGGAUGACGAGGUGAUUCCGCCGUGUGGUCACGAAGUAGACUGGUUAGAGAAGGAAAUCCCAUCUGUAGGAGCGAUUUAUCGACUUGAAGCGAAUGAGUCCCGCGACCUUGAUUAUAACAUAUUACUGCGUGCGCGAGAAGUUAGUGAGGACGCAAAUCUUGACCUUGUCCGCACCUUUCUGAAGACUUGUCGAGAGCACCACCAUGGGACUUGCGGACGGCUGAUACCGCACGAGCCUAUUCAGCAAGGGUUUCGUGUCAUUGACUGCAAUAUGGAUGAUCCUACCCUGAUUGGGGCGGAAGAGCAGCCUUGGGGGAUCAAAUAUGCGGCUCUCAGCUACGUUUGGGGCACGACUUCAGCGGACGGAGAAUCGUGGCCCAAGACUGUGCUUGACGCUGUCGCAGUAACAAAGGAGCUCGGGUUGCAAUAUCUGUGGGUCGACCGGCUGUGUAUUAAUCAGUCUGAUGAUGUGGAAAAAGCUGCUUUGAUUUCAAGGAUGACGACUAUUUAUCAGGAAGCUGAUAUUACCAUCGUGGCGGCAGCUGGCUCGAGGGCGAGCUACGGCCUCCCAGGCAUUCGGUCAACUUCUCGAAAGCCACAACCAAGGUAUUACCUCGAUAGUGGAAGUUUGCUACUUUCGACAAUGCCAGAUCCCCGUUACGAUAUUUUCGAAUCCUGCCACUGGACGCGAGGCUGGACCUACCAAGAAGGCAUCCUGUCCAGACGCCGCAUCGUCUUCACCGACCACCAAAUAUAUUGGGAGUGUCAGGGCAUGGCUACACACGAGAGCAUCAAUAUGCCACUCUUUCUGGCCGAAGGCGAUGAACACCACAUGUCCAACUUUAUGUUAACCGGAAUAUUCAAAGGUGAUGCUCAUAGUGGGGGCAGCCAAAGUAACCAGGUCGACUUAGUCAUCUUGAAGGAUGAGGCCUACCGCUUAGACUACGGGUUCCCAAUCUAUCGCAAGGCGACCACCCGCGCGCAGUUGAGAGGUCUCAAUGAGCACAUUCGUGCGUUCUCGAAACGAGAGUUGAGAUAUGACACGGACACGCUGCCAGCGUUUCAAGGAAUCCUUGGCAUGUAUGAAGAAAAUAAAUCAUUGUGCCUACUUCACGGGAUCCCGCUAUGGCUGGGAAAUAUUUGCGGAGACCAUAACGGCGCUCAGUUUACCUUUGCCUUGUCAGUGACCUCGUGGUACCAUCGGGCCGAUCAAAAUCACCAACUGUUCGUGUCGAAGGAGAGCCAGCGACGUAGCCAUUUGCCAUCGUGGACGUGGGCAGGAUGGAAAGGUAUCGUCACCUGGCGUGCUCCUCCGGAGUAUGAACACGGAGCCUUCAUGAGCGACCUUAUUGCGUUGGAGAAGCUGCGAUUUCUUUGGGCCGUAGACAUGUAUCUCUUCAAUCAGGACCAGCCAAGGCGGCUGCUGAGUUCGUACUCGACAGAUCUUCUAAAAAGUGGAACCCCGAACUUGAUUGAAAUCAGGGAUCCUCUUGUACUGGAGGAUUUCGUGCGUAAAGAAACCAAGAAACAGUGGAAAUGGAUACAAAAGGGAGGCAGGGUUGGUCGGGAACUUUACGACAUAGGAAGCCCUGACUGGGACGAGAAAUGGUAUCGAAUAGCGGGCCGACUCUGCUUUAUCGGUCUGACAGUCCGGAUGACUGAGCAGGAGUGGACGAAUAAGCACGCCUCUAAAGAACUUAUGAGUGUCUUGAUGUUUGCAAGCAAGGACCCUUCAUCUGAACACGGGCGAGCUCGGUUUUUGACAUUGCGAAAAGCAAUGCCUGCGGCUGAUCGUUGGGAAAGGAUUGGCAUUCUGUCGCUAAUAAUCCCACAGGUCUCUUUGGCCAAGUGUUCGACAAACGAGGACCUCUUGAAACAGAUACCUGUACACAGAAGAGAGGGUGUCAUCAUAAUCCAAUGA